UCCCAGAGCGACCGCUCGUCAGCGCCCAGACCGCAGGGGCCGCCCCUCCAACGGUAGCGGCUGUUGCUAGGAGACAGAGGGACGCGACUUGCUGCGGGGGGGGCUCAACAGCCAUGCCGAAGAAGGGGCGCAAGGCGGCCGCCCUGAGCGAGGAGGAGCAGUUGCUGCUGAUGCAGCAGAAGAUGCUGGCGGAGGAGGAGCUGCGCAAGACGAAGGAGGACAUGCUCACCCAGUUCCUGAAGGACAAGCUGGCGAAGGAGGAGCACAACAGUGCCCUCAACAUGAAUAAAAUCAACCUGCAGUGGCGCACGGUGCUGCGGGAAGUCAAGGCCAGAGAAUUGCGCAAGGACAUUGAGAUCCUGAGCCAGACCUUUGAGCGGGUGGUGGACUGCAAGGACAGUGUCAUCCAGUCGCUGGCCAGGGACCUGUCCGAGGCAGAGGCGCAGUACACUCAUGCCUUGUGCAGCCACCUGCACAACGUCGACCAGUUGCUACAGCUCCAGCGGUGCCGCCUGAGGUACCUGGAUGAGGAUUACAACACCGAGCUGGAGGCCCUGAAGAAGGAGUUUGAGACAGAAAGGAGGAUGAUCAUCGAACACCAUGACAAGGAAAGCCGCUACCUGCGGGACGUGCUGCUCGCCCUGGAGCAGAACUUCAGUGAGAGCGAGUACGAGGCCAAGCUGGACUUCCAGAGCACCAGGGACGACGUCAAGAACAAGAACCUGGAGGAGAAGCACUAUCUGCGUGUGCAGCUGGAGGGCACAGUGGAGGAGCUGUGGAAGCGGUUCCAGCAGGCGCUGAAGAACUACACCGAGGCAACAGAGGACCGGAAGAUUGCAUUUGAAGCCCUCAAGCUGAAGGAUGAGAAGAGCUCCAAGGAGAUUGAGAUGCAGAUGAAGAAGUUGCAGAAAAUUCAGGACUCCAUUGGCAUCCUGAAAGGCAAGAUCACGGCACACAUGCGGGAGGCCGAGGAGCAGAACCGGCACGUGCAUGAGGAGAAGGAGGUUGUGCUCAAGCAGCUGCAGAAGCUCAAGAGCCAGAUGAACCAGGCCAGGACCAAUGCCAGAAGCAACCUGGCCAAGCUCACCCUGGAGAGCAGCACUGCCCUGAAGAAGCUAAGGGGUGUCCUAGAAAAGGCAGAGCUCAUCCUGAGGCUGGCAGAGAUGUGUCGGAAGCUGGAGACCGAGGAGGAGAAGGUGCUGCCAUUCUAUGCCUCCUUGCUGAGCAGGGAGGAGCAGGAGAAGGUGGAGCAGGUCUCCCUGGAGAAGUCAGGGGAGCAGCUGGCCCAGCUGAUGCAGGAUUACCUGGGCCUGGAGCACUUCUGGCAAAGGUACAACAAGGUGAAGCUGGAGCAGCUUUCUCUGGAGCGGGAGAAGGCAGUGCUGUGCCAGGAGAACCAGAAGCUGCGCUUGCUGCUCAAGCAGUACCUGGACGGGAUCUCGGUGAGUGAUGAGGUUCUCAGCAGGCUCAACCCACUGCUCAUCAUCAACCACAAGCACCGUGCGCCUGGGCCUGCCAGCAAAGUCCAUCGAAAACAGCUCCUUCACAAUGUCAUCGAGGCUGCCCACGAGGUGCCACACAUCCUGUGCGCCGCCCACCUGCCCAGCCUGGGGCAUGCUGGGAACUGUGCUCUGUGAGCUGCGGCAGCUUGUGUCUGGCGCGCGUGGCUAGGCGAGUCGGGCAUGAGGAGCGGUGAGCGCUUCCCCCGCGGUGCUGUCCCACUUGCUGGGGAAACUCCGUGCCCAUAGGAAGCUGCCAUUAAAGGGUUGUACUGAU
Chelonoidis abingdonii (Abingdon island giant tortoise) is the source of this 1776-nucleotide messenger RNA. It is a transcript of the gene DRC2, whose product is annotated as dynein regulatory complex subunit 2. Gene Ontology annotation, biological process: axonemal dynein complex assembly; cilium-dependent cell motility; regulation of cilium movement. Gene Ontology annotation, cellular component: axoneme; axonemal dynein complex. NCBI's taxonomy places the organism in Eukaryota, Metazoa, Chordata, Testudines, Testudinidae. The record is from RefSeq and is a predicted model, not a curated record.